GGGCGACCGCCCGGAGAGCAAACAGCGAGACGUUUCCGCCAUUUUGUCGGCCCCAACAGAGCUGGCCGGGGGGCUGGAGACUACAAGUUCCGUGAGCCCCCGCGGCGACACUCCCUACCCCCUCACUGUCCGGCCUGCUCCCUCUCUCCCCCCUCCCGGGGGCCGCAGGCUCUGGCAGCCGCUGGCGGCCGGUGGGCCAAGUAGGAUUUCCGGGGGAAACUACUGUGGAGGCUGAGGAGGCGGCGGGGCGACCCCGACAGACAACACUAUCAUCACUGGUGAAAGUGUAAGAAUUAGACCAGCACCUUGUGCCAUGGAUUAUCUGUGUUACACCCACCACCAGUGAUGGAGUCCUCAUUGCCAUCUAGUCUGUGAGCAAUUCAACUCCAAAUCCACAUCAUAUUUCCAGUUUUUUCAGAUCGCAUGUGGCACCAACUGUUAGUAGAAACUAUACCCUACCUCCCUAAACUGGUUAAUAGUGGCAUGGAAGAUCCAUUGGACUUCUCCAGAGAACCCUGGGACAAAGAAGCAGGCCAGCCCACCGCCGACCCAGGCAUGAUCAUGGACAGUGUGGAAGCAGGAGGAGACAUGACGCCUCCCACCAAAAGGAAGAGCAAGUUCUCAGGCUUUGGCAAGAUCUUCAAGCCCUGGAAAUGGCGGAAAAAAAAAAGUAGUGAUAAAUUCAAAGAGACCUCAGAAGUUUUAGAGCGAAAAAUAUCUAUGCGAAAACCGAGAGAAGAGCUGGUUAAAAGAGGGGUUCUGUUGGAAGACUCUGAACAGGAUGGUGAGGAGCCAGGGAAGUUGAACCAUGCCAUGUUAAAGAAUGGCCACACCACCCCCAUUGGGGAUGCCAGAUCUUCUAAUCCAGUCCCAGUAGAGGAAGAGCCAGAAAGAAUAGCAAGUCUUGGAAAACCUGUUCCAGAAGAGGACCCAAAGAAGCAACUAGGCUCAACUGGAAGCCGGCCUAAUUCUGAAGCAGAGUUCGUUCCUGAGAAUGCACUUGGCUCAGCUCUAAUUCUAUGCCCUGGGCUGGCCCUUCAAAGCAUUGUAAAGCCAUCUUAUAGUGAGAUGUUGCUCUCUCUUUUUCCGGCAGUAAACAGUGGAACAUUGUUAUCUAAACCAUCCCCACCCUUACCACCGAAGAGAGGCAUUCCAUCAACCUUGGUACCCACCUCGGAGUCUGCCGCCGCCACCACAAAAGCACCAAGUGAUCAAAGAGAGAAGAGCACGUGCUCUGUGGGCUCCGAACAGCUGCUGCUCAUCCCCCCUCCCUCUCCUUCCCCCCCACUGCCCACUCAUAUACCGCCAGAGCCGCCCCGGUCCCCUCCACUCCCUGCCAAGACUUUUCAAGUUGUGCCAGAAACUGAGUUUGCACCUUCUUCAGAUCUACCCCAGGAGGUUUCCCCGCAGGAAGACCAGAAGAAGGAAGCACCCAAGAGGAUGUUGGACCACAGCUUUGGGGAGCCCCAUGUCCCCUCUAGGCUGCCCCCACUCCCACUGCAUAUCCGAAUCCAACAGGCCCUGACCAGCCCACUUCCCAUCUCCUCCUCCUUGGAGGGCUCUCACAGAGCUCAUUCGUUGCUCUUCGAGAACAGUGACAACUUUUCCGAGGACAGCAAUACUCUGGGUCGUACCAGGUCACUUCCCAUCACUAUUGAAAUGCUGAAAGUUCCAGAUGAUGAAGAAGAGGAGCAAACCCACCCAUCUGCAUUCAGUGAAGAUAUGCCUCCUACCUCAGUCACUCCUAAACUCCCACAGUGUCUGCAGGAGGAAGAGGAAGAGAAGGAGAGCGACUCAGACUCAGAAGGUCCCAUUCAGUACCGAGACGACGAGGAUGAAGAUGAAAGCCAGAACAGUGCUCUGGCCAACAAAGUGAAGAGGAAAGACACACUGGCAAUGAAGUUGAAUCACAGACCCAGUGAACCAGAGUUGAACUUGAAUUCUUGGCCUCGCAAAAGCAAAGAGGAGUGGAAUGAAAUACGGCACCAGAUUGGGAACACGCUGAUCCGACGACUGAGUCAAAGACCAACACCAGAAGAACUUGAACAACGAAAUAUACUACAACCUAAAAACGAAGCUGAUCGUCAGGCAGAAAAACGGGAGAUUAAACGUCGGCUCACUAGAAAGCUAAGUCAAAGGCCGACUGUGGCCGAACUCCUUGCCAGGAAGAUUCUGAGGUUUAAUGAAUAUGUGGAGGUAACAGAUGCGCAAGAUUAUGACCGGCGAGCAGACAAACCUUGGACCAAACUGACCCCUGCUGACAAGGCUGCCAUCAGAAAAGAAUUAAAUGAAUUUAAAAGCUCAGAGAUGGAGGUUCAUGAAGAGAGCAAGCAUUUUACACGCUACCAUCGUCCAUGAUGCUGAAGUAUGAGAGGAACUGAACAACCCCCCAAAACAGGGCUACUUUGCUGCUUCAGUCUCCAGAAUGACACGGCGGGAACUUCAGCGCUUACCAGCACAGCCAGAAUUGAGUCUUCUGGGGUGAACAGCUCUUCUAUGAAUGUAGCGUUUCACUGGAAUGGAUUCGCAUGUGCUGCCUUGAACAAAACUGAACUCUGUCAGUGCUUGGAACCUUUUACUGUUGCAGCGUACUUCAGGGGUAUUCCCUCCCCAGCCACGAACGUUCUGGGCCACUUGCAGGUUCUGCGUUUUGUUGGCUGCACCACACCAAUGUGACUGCCUGUGCCGAGGCACAGUUCGCACCAUUAGCCUUACCUGCUCUGUCCAGCUGUGAGACCCACUCGUGUAGGCGCUAAAUUCCCGCCAUUGAAUCUAGUUGGUGGUGGGGAAAACCGAGAGGGCCCCACCUUCUAGCAAAGGGGCCCCCACUUCUCGGGGAAGCUUCCUACCACACUGGCAUGUCAGCCUUGCACUUACCUCUGGUAACAGCAAUACCGUCCUCUGCAGGCACAGCCUGAAAGCAGCUCAGGAUCUGUCAAGUGCUUCCUUUUUUAUUAUUAUUUUAAUCUGGAAGUGAUGGAAACUUAUGUUCUGUCUCACCUGCAACCAGAUUCCAAGUUGGGAAAAGGCAAAAGCAUGUGUUUUCUGUAUACAAAACCAAAAAACGCCUUUAUGUUAAUGCUAACUUGGCAGAAAACUGACUCAUGGCUUAAAUGUUAAAAGCUGUUGUACGUUUGUUGCACCAAAUGAUACUGUAAAUCAUUUUGCCCAAUAGGUACAUUCUCCUCCAUAAAGCAGAGUUGUAGCAACUCUGGGAGUUGCGUGCUAUUGGCCCCCACACUUCCAGCCAGAAUCAUAGCAAAGUCCUAGGGUUGUUGGGUGCUAAAUCAGGUCUUCGGAGAAGCGAGUAGGAGGGGCACAGUCAUAACCCACUGCUCCUCUCCUCCUCAGCACAGAUGUCUGUCCUCCUGCUGCCCCUCUGGCAGCUUCCACCUCACUCAUCCCUACUCUUCCAAGCUGGAGCCAGUGGAGUCGGUGCCUGGCCAUUGGCUCAGCCCCCACCCCCUUUUGUAAUAUAUAUUAAUAUGAUUCCCUAAAACAAGAUUCAGUUGCUUUCUUUGAAUUUUUAUUGAAAACCUUACAGCCUCACUGUUUCCCUCUAAUUCCUAUCCACACUUAAUGGAAGAAAAAAAAUAGUUUCUAGUUAACGAAUGAAUGUAGCUUUCUCUUUUUAAUGUUCAGAAAAUUGUGGCUGUUUUAUAGAUUUCUUCUGCAGUCCCCAUUGUUCUGUAUGUAAUCUUUCAGUAGAUUUUUCCUUUUUUCUCCUUUAUGUCAUGUAAGAUUUGGUGAAGUCAGAAUAUCAUGUUAAGACAAAACGCUAAAGUGACCUUAAAAGUAGUGUUCUCUCUCUGUAUGGGUAAUAGGAGGUAUUGGAUUUCUCAGUGACUGUCAAAUGCUUUAUGGCUAUGGAAAUAUACUGGGUUCACAUCUCCUUGAAACUAAUUAACCUGUGGUAUGGGGGAAAGAUAAGAGACAACUCCACAGUAUUGUCAGAGGUCUGUAUAUAAGGUGGGAACACAUUAACUGCUAACUUGACUUCUAACUUUUCUGUCUUGUUGGUUUGGAGAUUACUUGGCUUAUGUCAGAAUUCUCUGUGGCUUAAGAUGACAUUUUCAAACCCUUUACUGCCUUUCUUUCCCUUAAUGUGCCAAGCUUGAAAUAGGAUUUGAUUUCCUGAGCUUCUUGUUUGCUUUCUAUGUGCCACCAAGAAAUCUAAUUCAUCUUUCAUCUCAUUCAUGUUCUUUUGAAACAGGAUACUUUGGGGGUCAAGUCUUUUCAGGUGAUUUUUAUAUAUAUACAUAUAAAUAUAAAGGAUUUUGUUUCCUUGUAAGUAACAAUUUACAGUCAUAAUGUAUAGAAGAAAUAAAAGUCUGAUGUAUUGUACUUUAAAAUGCUUCCCUGAUGUACAGAAUCUCCUUGUAAAAUAAGUAAUUGCAUUGUAUAUCAGUCUUCCUAACAACAUUAAUUAUUAAAGUAUUUUAGAAUU
This is a messenger RNA of Myotis davidii, 4447 nucleotides long. It is a transcript of the gene PHACTR4, whose product is annotated as phosphatase and actin regulator 4. The record is from RefSeq and is a predicted model, not a curated record. Gene Ontology annotation, molecular function: actin binding. Bases 424 to 2358 code for a protein of 644 amino acids. Gene Ontology annotation, biological process: actin cytoskeleton organization; neural crest cell migration. The transcript has 16 exons. NCBI's taxonomy places the organism in Eukaryota, Metazoa, Chordata, Mammalia, Chiroptera, Vespertilionidae.